Messenger RNA from Trypanosoma brucei brucei TREU927, 3408 nucleotides. RefSeq lists its product as hypothetical. The record is from RefSeq and is a predicted model, not a curated record. The transcript has a single exon. Lineage: Eukaryota; Euglenozoa; Kinetoplastea; Trypanosomatida; Trypanosomatidae. Bases 1 to 3408 code for a protein of 1135 amino acids.
AUGACUGGAGGCAAUAGCGGGAUCUCUGCUACUGGCGCGGGAAGUGUUGUAUUGCUUCCACGCGGAGUGUACGCUACGGUGUUUGAACCAAUAAAUAGUGCGGAAGAGCAACAGAAAGUGGCGCUUGAGGACUCCGUUAGACGGCCACUUGACGACCAUCAAAAAGCGAACAUUUCGUCGAUGGCAGGGGCGGCUGGACGUUUUGAAGCGCAGCGGCGACUGCGUAAGGCAAUGGCUGCAAAGGAGGCAACUAUGAUUCAACUUAAGCAACUUAUUAGAGAAUAUUCGAGUCCAGGUGAGGGACCUAAUCGCAGUAAGGAGCAGCUAAAAAUGGUAAAUGAUAAGGUAACGGGAUGUUCUCUAGGUGAAAUAAAUGGUAUACCAUCACCAGCGGUAGCACUGGGACAUAUUGAAAAAGAUAUUUCUGUGCAUCCAGCCGCUGAUUUGGCGUGCGAUGCGGAGGUUUUGCGCCUCAAACUUGAGAACGAAAAAUUAUCUGUGAAGGAAACAGCCCUUAAAAGGGAACGUGAGCAGCUGGAAAGGCUCGUUGUUGACCUUCGAAAAGAGUUGGAAGCUUCUGGAGAUGCCCUCCGUGAUCAAACCGAGCUUCUACAAACCAUACGCAUCAGCGAGGGCCGCCACGGGUCACAUGUCUUCUUCAAACACAAACCUGAAAAACUGUCGGAGCCCAUAACCACUGCGGCCCCAUCUGAAGAGAGGAAAAAGGGAGGUGAGAAGGAUGAUGAAAAUGAGAAGGGGAAUAAGGAAGAAGAUAAGAAAGAGGAAAAGAAAAAAGAUACCAUAUGUGAAGGGGAUAAGGUGUCUGACAUGCUGAAAAGAAUAGAGGCUUUGGAGGGACUUCUCGCCCUCGAGGAAAAAAGGCGGGAAGCGGUGGAAAAGCGGUGUGAGGAACUUCUGGCGAUGUCUUCCGAGAGGAAAGCAGGAGAUGAGCCGACUCCUCUUGCAGCAAGGACGGCAGAUUGGGGUACCGUUGCGGGUCGCCGCGAGGAGGAGGGCGGUAAAACUUUAAAGACUGAUCCAGCUUGUAAAGAAAAUCUUUUUGAACCGGCACCUGCGGUAGAGGACAGCCCGGGGAAAAGCGCGAAGGACGGCAGGGACACAAAUCUCAAUCGUGUCAUUCGCGUGUUGGUGGAAAAGCACCGUGCUGCACGGGUUGUGUGGACGAGGCGUGAGAAGGAGUUCAAGCGGUACACGCAAGUACUUGAGUCCGUCAUGACACGAAUGGAGCGUGGUCUCCCUGCCGAGGAACCAGGCAAAGCAGCUUUAUUUAAUCUCACCGUAUCCCUUGUUGCAUGUGAGAACCUACUUAACCGGCGUAACAAUGGUGCUCUUUUUAUUGAUCCCUUUGUUGUGCUCUAUUCACCAAUUGGCGAAAAGGCACUUGAGACUCUGCCCCGUGAGGACACCAAUUGCCCUCAGUUCACAAAUGCUGGGGACACUGUUACCUUCAAAGUGGUGAGGGGUUUACCGUGGAGUCUCACAUUUGAGGUCUAUUCAAGAGGUGUAAACAAUACUGGUCUCUUUUUGGGACAGGCAAAAGUACCUGUUGAGUCUUUCUUGGAGGACGUUGCAGUAGACAAACGUUUCCAACGAAAGGUAAGGCUUUGUCCACGCGACCGUGAACCGGAUAGUGAAGUUAUUCAAAACGCUCAUCGCCUAGGUUCCAUUAUUUUCACUGCAUGUAUUUCGGUGGUGGGGAGGGAUCGAAGAAGUUCUUCUAUUCCUGCGGUUUCUCCACGCAACUCUGCCAUCACCUCCAGUGGUUGCCGGCGGUCGGUGCUCGACGUGAAGCGGUCAAUGGAAGCUGAACAUUAUGAUACCGUCAACGUCGACGUGAGUUGUAGUGCAGGGGAAGAGGCGAGGUGUUGCUCUCCUGCCGACGCUGUAAUUCUACGCGUGCUGAGUGCUAAAGGUGUUAUAAAGCGUCCUUCGGGCGUGUAUUCAAAUCCUUACGUUGUAGCGUUCGACAGUGGCACCGGUGAGGAGUUGUUGCACACGCCACCCGUUAUGGCAUCAUCCAACCCUCAGUGGGAGCAUUCGGCGCAGGGUAGAUGUAUAAUCCGUCCCGAUCACGCGAGAGGGUCUGUCACCUUCCGCGUAUAUGACCACGACCAAGAGGGGAAGGACCGGUUCCUGGGCGAAGCUCAUCUUCCAAAACGUCUGAUAUUUUCCGGGAAGGAGUUGCAUGAACUGAAACUAGAGCCACGAAGGGAUGAAUCGUUAGAGUACAUUCGCCGCAAACAGCACAAACUUGGAAAGUUGGUGGUUCAGUGCGUCCGUAAGAAUGCUAGGAGUGAGGGUGAAAGAAGCCGAACCCAGUCCGGGGGAAGUGUGUGCAGGUCAGCACCUUAUCCUGGAGCGGUAUGUGGAUUCACCGAGUCAUCAAAGAUUCUCCACGAGGAUUCUGUUACAAAUUGCAAAACAAUUUUAUUGGACGCUUUGCCUAUUCGGGUUACAGUCGAGGCAUGCAACGGACUCUGCAUUGAUCGGUCGGGUGGAUAUGUAGUGGUGUGUAUUGUUUCACCUAAUCUGGUGGAGUACAUGACCUCCGCAGUAUGUGGGACAGCCGACCCCUCGUGGACCGGCACGGACAACUCCGCAACGUUUUCUGUGCACCCUCUAAGCAGUGGCGCCAUCCAAUUUCAUGUAAUGGCUCAAGAUAGAAAAUGCGGCUACGGUGGAAGAAUCGUCGGCUGUGCACAAAUAUCCACUCUGGACCUCUUCCGUCGAGGGUUUGGCAGGAAGAAACUACAGCUUGGAGGCCCUCCAGAUCGCGCGGAUAUCUUACGAAGGCAAAGGCAGUCGGGUCAGGGGACGAUCACUGUGUUUUUUUCGCUUCUUUCCUCUCCCCCAGUGCGUGGUGAAGAUGAAGUCACUUGCUCUCAGGAAAAACGAGCGGCGGCGGUGUCUCCUGCUGCCGUGACUAACGGCCAGAGUGAGCCGUCCUUGACAAGAAGACAAGAUCGCAACACACCCGCUUCUACAGGAGUUGCAAUGUCAAUAUACAUCAAGGAAGCUCAUGAUCUUUUGGACUACGACAAGUCCAUGUUUAAUGUGCUUGGAGUAACGGAUCCACGAGUAACAGUAUGGGUAGGGCCCAAUCACGCAUUCACAACACCUGAAAAACGUGAUACUGUGAACCCUAAGUGGAGUUUAGAAGAAGCUGAGUUCCAGGUUUCUGUUGAGCGAGGGCAUGUUAUACGAUUUGAGGUUCAGGAUGUAGACACAACUGGUUUUGAUAGCUUGGGAUCUGCUGUAGUAGAUGCCUCUGAGGUGAUAGAGUCGCCGGGUGCGCGUACACUUCCAGUGAUGCUACGGGAAAAGCAGUACGGAACAUUGACGGUUGUUUUUACCCUCGUCGAUAAGAAGGAUUCGACCAAAGAGUGA